AUUAAUUUGUCUAUUAAACUAGACCAUACCGUUGCUGCGAAAAGCUUGACAAUCUGAAUGAUCACGUGAAUUUACCUCACCAAAAUUUCACAAGAAUGGCCACACCUUCCCAGAUGGAGUUUGCUGUGCAGAUGACAUGCAAUAGUUGUGUGGAAGCUGUCAAAAAAUCUCUUGAAGGGAUAGAAGGUAUCCAGGGGGUUGAUAUCAAUCUCUCUAAGGAGCAGGUGAUUGUUACUACUCUGCUUCCUUCCAGCAGAGUGACUGCACUCUUGGAGUCAACAGGACGUAGAGCUGUCUUGAAGGGUCAAGGGUCAAAUGUCACAGGUAAACACCUUGGAGCAGCUGUAGCUUUGCUAGAGACAGGAGAGUCUGCCCGAGGAGUGGUUAGAUUACUUCAGGUAGCUCAGGAGACUUGUAUCAUUGAUGGGACUAUUGAUGGUCUAUCACCAGGCAAACAUCCUCUCCGCAUCCAUCAAUAUGGAGACAUCUCUGAGGGGUGUGCAAGUUGUGGCAACAUAUUUGAUGCAAGAGGUAUACUUCAUGGAGAGAAGGCUGCAGAACAAAAGGCAACAGGAUAUCUUGGUGAGAUUGUUGCAGAAGACAAUGGCAGAUCCACAUUCAGAAUGGAAAAUGAUCAACUCAAGGUUUGGGAUGUUAUUGGUCGAUCCAUGGUCGUUGGAGAAAAGUCUGGUGUCACCACAGAUAUUGGAGCUAAAUUUGGUAUUGGAAUUUCAUGUGGUGUGAUAGCUAGAUCAGCAGGAUUAUUUGAGAAUACAAAGAAGAUCUGUGCCUGUGAUGGUAUCACACUUUGGGAUGAGAGAGAAGUGCCUGUUGCUGGUAAGGAAAGAAGUGAGUUCGCAAAGAAAAAGGCUGGAAAACUCUAGCUCAAAAGCAAUCGAUAUUCAUUUAUCGGUUAUCAAUGAACUGUAAUACUUAGUCUGCAUAUGUUAAGUUUUGCUAUGCCAGGCAAAUCUGAGAUUUUUUUUACAAGAAUACCCUUUGUCUGAAAGUAUGCAUAUCGUCGCGUGCCUGCACAAAGGCCACUAUCGCGCGUGGCGAUGGAAAGGUUAGUUGUCCAAAAUAACAUAGAAUUUGACACAAAAAUCGUUGAAAUAGCUUAUGAAGAAGCCGAGAUAUACACUUUUGACAAAAAUGGGUUGGGGUCAACAACCUUUUUGCCCCAAAUCGUUUUUUUGGUGGCACCCCCUCAAUUUUUGACUGAUUUUUCUGAAAAAGGUGUCAAAAUGCUCAGGAGCACAAGCUGCAUCUAUAGAGCUGGUCCUCUCUGUGAUCUGAAACAUCAACAUUCUAUAGCCCACCACUAUUUAAAGAUUUAGAUAUAGAGGUUUAAAGCACCCCCAGGGUAAACUGCGUUAAAAAUGCCCCUUUCGUAAUAAACAGUGCAUUAAAAAUGCCCCUUUCCUAACUGAAAUUGCACUAUUUUCUCCUUUUUUUUAAAUGCAUUAUGUUGUGUUCUUUGUACGAUGCACACUUUGCACUUGUUCUAUUUUAUACAUUAUAAUAUAAGCUCUUUUUUUGCCAUAUUAGUGGUCCUUUAAACCCAAACAAAAGCUUCCUUUUUAUUCCUGAAAAGUAAAAGUGAAUAUUCUUGUUUUUACUACUCACUGUUCUUUUUCUGUUUGAUAUAAAAUUCACUCUUUUUAAUUAGGACCUUUCCACAGAAAGUAACUUUUAACAUAUUGAAAAAUUCAAUUAGGGUAUUCUAGCGUAAAUGCUCCAUAAUUUCACUUCUGAAAAUAGCCAUAUUUUCUCGCUCCCUUGCAUAAAAGAGCCCCUUCACUGCCAUGCCAUUAUGUGUAGGUUUUUUUUUACUUGGUUCAAAAUACUGACUUUCUCUGUGGUUAUAAUGGCGAAUGUUCCUGCUUGAUCACUCCAGCCGUCGUCAACAAAUACACCUCCUAUGCACUUGCCUAUUAUAUAAUGUUUUAAUUAUGAAAGGGUAGGUUGUUUCGCUUAGAACGCCCCUUCAUUGCAAUGUCUUAUUACAUACUAUUAAGCUAUAGACCAUGUUUUAUUUUCACAGAUGAAAACAUGCAAACUGCCCAUCACUUCAGUACCCUAUUUCACACUAUAUUACUGUAGCAUAUAAACACAUAAACAUGAUAAAGAUGUUACUCUUCUUUGACUUCAGAAUACGAUAAACAUCGCAUUGAAUACUAACUGCUUUGUUUUAUGUACGUGUAUCUGUUGAGCUGCAUUUCUUGUUUCAUGUACGUCGUAAUGCCUUGGCCUUGAAGUUUGAUGCCUUAGCGUUGGCCUUAGCCUAUAGAGUUCAUGCCUUGACUACAACACUGAUAAUGGAUGAACACAGAGUUCUUAUUAAUAAGCCAGCAUGAAUAUGAUAGAAUCCCUUGUACUGGCUUGGGAUAAUACCUGCCUUACACAAAUCAAGUAGAUCAUGUUUCUUCUCAGGAGCAAUUCCAAUAGGAUGCUCAUACAGGGUCUGCAGCGCAUCCCUUUGGCAUCUCCAAUGCCAUGGACACAAAUCUCCUGGAAAUCCUCUGUGAAGUUUGUCCAAACCUUCACAGACCCAGGGUCUCUUUUCUGCACCAUUUUCUGGCAGAUAGACAGCCAAUUGACUGCCCUGCCAGCGAUGUCCUUAUCGCAAUUGCGGCUUUUGUGCAUUUGACUGCAUAAUUUUGUCACUGCACAAAUGCCAUAAUGCAAAUAGCGGCCUUUGUGCAGGGAAAUUUUGUACCAAAGGGAGAUAACGGCCUUUAAGAAUAAUUCAAUAAAAAAGACGCAUCUGGAAAAAAAGUGACGUAUCAAAUGGUAGCAUUUUUUAUUUCCUACCUGAUACAGACAAAAAGUAUUUUUCGAAAAUUUUGACAAAAUUUGCAGAUAGCGGCCUUUGUGCGGGCAAGUGACGAUAUAAGUUUAAACAUGUUUGUUAAAUUUUGUGUUUAUGCAUUUAUUGCCAAAGAUAUUCAUUAUUCAGGGUGUAAUUGUCCCAGUAUGAGAUGAAUGAUGGGUCAAAUUUGAAUUUUGAUUUCAAUUGACUUUUGCUUUUGAUAUUAGUACAGAAAUCUGUGUAUGUCUUAUUGAAAACGUUAAAGUUACUAAAUUACCAGUUUAUGUCAAAAUUGACAUUAUACAGAUAAAGGUAACAAUAUUUUAAAAUAUUUGUUUACAGCUGUUACAAUCAUUGCAGAUAAAAAAUGAGAUAGGCCAUUAUAUACUGUAUGUAUGCUGUUAUGGAGCUUUUGAAAAUAUGACAAUAUUUAGAUGAUGAUAGAUCUGCAAACGUUCAAUCCUAAUCAGAUUUUCAUAAUCUAAAUAAAAAUUUAGAACUUAGCAUGUACAGUUCAAUUUUCUUUGAAUCUUCCAUUCUCUUUUCCUUCUAUCAUGUUUUUAAAAGCUCCCUAAUUUCAGAAUUAAUUCCAUAAGUUAAACAGGAAAUAAAUGUAUCUUAUACAGUAGUAAUAAAUUCAUAUUUAUGCUUAUGUGCAAUUUGUUUUUUAUAGUGAAGAACUUAUAUAAUAUUGUAUAUGUGAUCAAUGCAAUAACCUACUAAAUAUAUGUGGGAAAAUGUGUUAUGAGAUUCUCUCUCAUAACUGUGAUUGUAUACAACAUACAUGUACAAGAAAGUAAAGAGAAAAUGAGUAGUUAUGCUACAUCUCUUAGGCAAGCAUGGAAUAUGAAACAAUCCAUAAAAAUGUAAUUGUUAACUCUGGACUUUAGAAGUUUGGAAUUUACUUAUUAGCUGUAAGAUGUUUGCCUAAUUUUAGGCCUAUUAUGUAAAAAAUUAUAGUUUAUUUAUGUACACAUUCCUUAAUGUAGGUGACGGGUUGAUUUUUUUUUCUUUAAAUUUUGUAACAGCAACGAUAUUAAAUAGUAUGCUAAAAUACAUGAAUUCAGACAUUUUUGUCUUGCUUGCAUAGACAAAGUAGACUUUAUUUGUCUGUAUUGACAUUGAUGGUGCAGAUUUUAUGCAAUUGUCAAGCUUUUGUGUCAAUAAUAUGACAAUAACUAUAAUUUUUUUAUACUAGAUAUAUAGCUUCAUCAAAUUCAUACCCAGUCUCUUGAAUUGUAAUAGUCAAGUUAUGAAAUCAGCUGGAUCUGACCCAGUUAAGAGGUCAAGAUAAAUGCCUUUCGUAGGGGGGGGGGGGGCUGAUGCUACUGCAUCCCUCAGAUGCAUCUCUUAAAGCCACAAGUCAAGUUAGAAAUUGAAUAAGAUCUGAUCCAGUCCAGACUCCAAAAUUCAAACUUUCUGCAAAAAGGACUGUUUAACUUGUAAAUCUUUUCAAGUUGGGGUUCUAAAGUUUGAUGGGUUAGAUUUAACCCAGGCCCAAGGUUGAUGUACUUUCUGUGGAAAUACUGUAAUCAUUGUCCUUCUUGUGGUAUUGAGGUAUUCUUAUGGUGACAUACAUAUAGGCAGGUAAGACAAUUGUUAAUGUCUGUCUCUUGCUAUAUAUUUUUGUAAACUACCUGUUCUUUGUUCCAUUUUAUAGUAGAUUGCAUUCCUAUAUGAUUUGUUACGAUUCUGAAUCUGUUAUUGAUGUUGAAUGUACAUCAAUAUAUUGAAAUAAUAAGUUUGCUAAUGUUUAUGACAUGCAUCAUGUAAGAUACUACAAAAGAUUACCAUUUUAAAGAUAAAUCAUGUGAGGAUCAGUACUUUA
Molecule: messenger RNA, 4640 nt
Organism: Lytechinus pictus (painted urchin)
Lineage: Eukaryota; Metazoa; Echinodermata; Echinoidea; Temnopleuroida; Toxopneustidae
Product: copper chaperone for superoxide dismutase-like
Exons: 8
Coding region: 96-884 (262 amino acids)
Biological process (GO): superoxide metabolic process
Molecular function (GO): copper ion binding; superoxide dismutase copper chaperone activity
Source: RefSeq, a predicted model, not a curated record